GAGAUAUUAAUGUAAGGAGUCCUGUUAAGAGAAAAAGCGCACAUGAGUAGAUCUUUCAAUCUUUACGAGACCACCACUUUCCUUCGUAACACUAACAUACCUAUUCCGGCAGACACCCCAUUGUUUCCGGCUGGUGGCUACCCUUUUGAUCACUCUCUCCCGCCGUACUACUCGCAUACACUCCCUCAAAUAAUUUGACGGAAUUGAGGCUUUCAGCGGCAGAUGGACCUCCGGCCGAGGCAGAGGCAAACCUUUACUGGGUUCACGAUAACCGAGGUUCAAAGAAUGGAGCAUUUACUUAAUGAAUUUAAAGAAAAAUCUCUGGAGGAUGAGUUCUGCAAGAAAUUGGCAAGAGUUUUCAAUCGCUCCAGUGGUCGAGCCGGAAAACCUGUUGUAAAGUGGACUGAGAUUCAAAGUUGGUUUGAGAAGAAUCAACAAGAAGGCCUCUUUAAAGAGACUUCAGUUGAUGCAGCCAAGAAGUCACCUGUUGCCCCUGAAGCUCCAACUCAGAGUAAAGCAACUGGAAAUCCACGAAUGCCUGAGGGCGAGAAGGGUGAAGAUCUAUCCAGGUUGGAAUUUGAAGCGAGAUCAUCGAAGGAUGGUGCAUGGUAUGAUGUUGAUACAUUUCUUUCCCAUAGAUUUCUCAGUACUGGUGAAAUUGAAGUUCGUGUAAGAUAUGUGGGGUUUGGAGCAGAGGAGGAUGAAUGGGUGAACAUAAGGGAUUCUGUGAGGGAACGAUCUGUUGCUUUGGAGCAUUCAGAAUGUCGGAAAGUGAAGGUUGGAGAUCUAGUAGUUUGCUUCCAGGAGAGACAAGAUCAAGCAAGAUACUAUGAUGCUCAUGUUAUAGAGAUCCAAAGGAGAUGGCAUGACAUAAGAGGUUGCAGAUGUCUUUUCUUGAUUAGAUAUGACCAUGAUAACACAGAGGAGAAAGUGCGUUUGAGGAGACUAUGCUGCCGGCCUAACAUAAUAGCAAAGUUUGGGGAAAAUUAACUGAUGUAAGAUGUUCUCCUGAUCCAGCGGUUAGAGCCUUGGACUGCUGCUUAAACGGGUUCAAUAUAAUUCCCUUCUUAUUUUCUUUAUAGCCGUUUGAUGAUGUGAUGGUAGAUAGAAAGCUAUACUUUGUAGUGAGAACUGCCACAUGUGUAGAAUUUGCAUCUGAUAGCAUCCUAUGCUUAUAGUCUUCACGUUAAUUAGUAUUUGCUAUACAUCCUAUGAUUGUAUUACUAUUACAUAUAGUGACCAUCAGAAGUUGCAUUGCAUGGAAUUAACCAACUAGCGGGCUGCAGUUUACUGAAA
Molecule: messenger RNA, 1296 nt
Organism: Sesamum indicum (sesame)
Lineage: Eukaryota; Viridiplantae; Streptophyta; Magnoliopsida; Lamiales; Pedaliaceae
Product: protein SAWADEE HOMEODOMAIN HOMOLOG 1
Molecular function (GO): chromatin binding
Source: RefSeq, a predicted model, not a curated record